Messenger RNA from Cooperia oncophora, 633 nucleotides. Lineage: Eukaryota; Metazoa; Nematoda; Chromadorea; Rhabditida; Trichostrongylidae. The record is from the annotation of a GenBank genome assembly.
AUGAAAUUCCUCGAAGUGACAAGAACUUGUUCCUCUCCAGACAGUAUAUCGCAGUUUGCGGCUGCGCGGAUGGCUCACUGGAAGUGGCUUGUCUGGAACGGAACAAACUUAUUGGGGUCUAUCAACAAUCUCGCAUUGGCAUCGUGCAUGUGCUGGUCCCCAAUGUUCAAGUAUUGCUGGAACUUCUUUUCGAAUCGUAGCAAUGAUAGUUUCGUUACAGUAUGUUGGCUCACGUUUGGUGCUGGCUCGAUUGGAUGGGUCCAUAGAAUUCUUGGAACUGUCACUGACUACAGAGAGGGUACCUCUUCCUAUCCUACUCGAGUAACGUCUAUUGUGCUUCUCAACGUCAUUCGUGCUCAUCAGAAACCGAUUUCUCACUUGGAAGCUUCAUCGCUGGUAGCGGUUUCAGCCAGCUAUGAUCAUACACUCAAGGUGUUCGACCUUCGUACCUGCCAACUACAGUCGAUGCUGCAUGCUCAUAGUGGACCGGUGACAGCCGUGUGCAUCGACCAUGCUUCCAGCACGUUAUUCUCUGGCUGUGAGCAAGGCAUAAUCUGCUGGUGGAAUUUGACUACUGGAGAACUUCUUCGGUCGCUUGAUGUCAAGUGUCUAGGUGUGGAUAGCUUACGUUAA